Brassica oleracea var. oleracea is the source of this 531-nucleotide messenger RNA. RefSeq lists its product as uncharacterized. Bases 209 to 418 code for a protein of 69 amino acids. Lineage: Eukaryota; Viridiplantae; Streptophyta; Magnoliopsida; Brassicales; Brassicaceae. The transcript has a single exon. The record is from RefSeq and is a predicted model, not a curated record.
AUGGAUAGACAUAAAAAGUUAAAAUUAAGAGGAGAGCUGUAGAAAGUGGGUAAACACGUGAUGAUGAAAGCAACCCUUCUUAUCACAUCUUACGUUAUUUUGUUUGGUACUUCAACUACUAGUCGUCAUUACCCAGAAAACAAAAUAAAAACAGCGAUCUGCGUUUUCUUGAAUCACAACAAACAAACAAAACAAAAAGGAAGAGAAAAUGUUACAGCUGUUUUUCACGAUAGCCUUCUCGGCGGCGCCGUUAACGCUGUAUAUACCGCCGAUAAGAUGUUUGACGGUGUUCGUUGAGACGAUGGAGGAGAUGGGAAUGGAAGGUAGGGUUUAUAGCCGGAGAGUCUUCCCUCGUGCAAGAAUUGCUUGGUCUAGGCUUCUUGAUUGCUUACUCUCCUCUUCUCCUCGCCGUCCUUGAUUUAAUUGUUCCUCCUCGUCUCUUUCUUUGUACAUAUAUAUUAUUUAUAUCUAUGUCAUAUUUCCUGAUGUUUUCGAUUUUGAGAUAAUUCAAGAUGAUGAUAGAGUUUUUUA